CCGCGGAUGUCCACAGCGGCUAACAAGGGGCCCGCACAAGCAUGCGGCGCAGUCGGUCUUCAACCGGCGCUUGCGCGCCCGUCCCCUCAUCGGAAUUUUGACUAAGCGCGUUCUGCGUAGGUAUAAAAUACGUCACUCAUGAAUGCAAAGGCGGCAGUAGGAGUCGUGGUUGUUGCCGCGCUGUGCUUUCCGCGGGGAAGUGGCGUUGGUGCGUUUCGGGAACAGGCGCCUCGCCUGGAGGGGAACGGAUACACGGACAUUGUUGUGCGCCUGCCCCACGGCCUGAACCACAGCGAUCCUGGAGAAUUCUUCGGACAGCUGGAGAGGCUGCUUCGCCGUGCGUCAGGCAAGCUUCUCCAAGCAUCCGACGGCCUGUGGUACUUCAGAGGCGUACGUGUGGUCGUGCCACCCGAGAUGGAGACUCCUCGGAACCUGCUGUUGCAAGACGCCACCUGGGAGCUUUUCAACGAUGCUCACAUCGUUCUCACCAAGCAAGGCAGCAAGUGCAAGGCUCGACAAAGCAGAGGCUGCGGCGAACGGGGCGACCUCGUAGCGCUACCUGUGAGCGCACUCGAUGCAUCCGUGGACAUUGAUGCGGCGGCGUCCUCGCUCGUUCGUAGCUGGGCCCAGUUUCGCUAUGGGGUUUUUGAAGAGACGGCGUUCGGCUCCAGGCCGCAGUGGUGCUUCUACGACGGAUCUUUCUGGCGUCCCACCGGCUGCUACACGACGAAUGUCACUGCACGGCCUUAUCUGAAUACGGAGGGCAUAUGGGAAUGCUCGAAAAAGGACGUGGGCAUGAAGCAGAUUUUUCAGUCUGCAAGCGAACCGGCAUCAUCGUUGAUGUUCACGUCAAGCAUACAAAAGGUGCAGAAAUUCUGCGAUGCCCGCGGUAACCACAGCCACCUCCAUUGGGCUCCCACAAAGCAUAACGCGAUGUGCAAGGCGCGCAGCGUAUGGGAAGUCAUCAGGGAUUCUCCCGACUAUUCACCAAACAUUCAGCCUCUAUCCAUGCAACCGGCUACUCUGUUCGAUUACGUCAAGCCACGGACACAUCGCUACUUCUAUGUAGUGCAAGCCUGCGCACCUGAUCCCACGGAUUCAGUGUACAGUAAAAUCAUGGCGUCAAUAAACGAGGGGCUGCGGCGCUUUCUGUACGUGGCCCCACGUGCUUCAAACUGGAACCUUGUACUUCUGGACGGCGGCAACAUCACAGCAUCUGCUGAAAGCGGCUUUGACAGCAGAAAUACCACGUGGCAAGCAAGAUGGGAGUACCUAAGGGAGCUUGACCGAAGUGUCAAGUACACCUGCACGAACCCGGACGUCGACAGCUUCGUUAAAAUUAUUCCGAAGGUGGCGCAAAACGAGGCUACAACGGUGAUCGCGCUGCUGCACAGCGAUUCCGCCCCAGCAGGGGUCGUCAAAGCACUAACCGCGAUUCGCACGGUGCGUCUCGUCCUCAUCCUGUUUCACACGGCUGCGACGCCCCAGCACUCGACCUGGAGAUCGGCUGUGCUGCAAGCCAACCAUCUCUUCAUGGUGCCCGCAGCUUCUAGUCAGGAGUCCAUGGCGGCUCUGGUUGACCUGGCCCUACACACGGCGCACCACACGACGGCAGAUCUCGACGGAGACGUGAUCAAGGUAUUCCAGAAGACAGACGUGAAUCUACGAAAUGGCAUCAGCGGCAACUUCAGCUUCAAGUCAUUCGAUUCCGACGCGCUCUCGUUCAUCGUAGCCUGCCCUGACGUGUACAGCAUUGAAGAAGGUGACGUCACCUUCAACGGGACAGUGGUACCAUCUCACCGGGUCAAGAUGUCUAUGUUUGCCACGGAACAGAUGCUCACUGAGGAUCCAGACAUCGUGAACGUUGAUUAUGCGGUCAGGGCACGGCAAAUCAGCCAACGCUGUUCAUUCAUGGCAAGCAUUCGCAGCUCAGUGCAAGAACCAAGAGUCCGCCUGCGUGGAUGGUUCCGCAGAAACAGAGUAGACAUGCCGCUUCCGCAAAUCCUGUACGCCGAACUCCUAUACGGCGAGCAAGCUGUUAAGGGAGCCAAUGUGGAGGCUGUCGUCUACCACGUAGCGCAGGACACUGUCACCAUUACAGUCGUCCAGCUUCGGGACAAUGGACUUCUGGAGCCGGACGUGACCAAGGGCGACGGCGUGUACAGCGGCUACUGUUUGGCUGCAUCCCGGCAAGGUGGCUGGUACAGUGUCCUGUUGAAGGCCACGGGCAACUACGCGACGUCCGUCGGCUCCGACGCAAGCCACGGCGCUUCCUUCCAGAGGGAGGAGUUCGUGGGCUCAUUCUGGGCCUCAGAGCAAAACAAGGCGCCAUUUCCGCCUGGCACAGUGCGUGACCUGAGCGUCAAACGUAUCGAACUGCCCAACGUCACUUUGGUGUGGUCAGCUCCCGGAAACGAGUACGACAGCGGCGACGGUGCGGGCUCCACCUACGAACUCCGUUACUCCCUGGACCAACGACAUCUGUUAAACGAUUUCGCUAACCAACCGAGUAUUGAAUUCAAGCAAGAGCAAAAGUUCGGGGAUCAUGAAUCGGCCUCUUUGCCGCUUCCAGAUCGAAAUUACGAUAAGACGGUGGCUUAUUAUUUCGCGCUACGAACGAAGAACAAGGAGCGCCGCUACAGCGACAUCUCGAACAUUGUGGCGGUUGUGGUAGAAGGCCGCUUGGGAAUGACCACAGCUGAUCCCGAGAAUAACAGCAUCGGCGAGAAUACCUCCGUCAUCUUAAACGCCACCGCAACAAAAGCUGUGAGCGACGCUGUACCAAAUAGCACAGCAGAGACUGUGCUGACUCCAGGUGACAUCACGUCAUCUUCAGUCCUCUUGUAUUUCAACCACUUCACUGAGCAGCAGUUCUACAUUGUAGUUGCCGGCGUGGCAGGCGGGUUUGUCUUGCUCGUUCUCCUGGUCAACUGUAUAAUAUGCCUGAUCUGCCUGCGGCGUCGAAGGUCCGACGGCAAACGACGGGACACUGAGUGCGUCGUUAUCGAGAACGCAGUUGGUCCCGAUAAGCCCAUCAAUGCAUACGAAGAACGCACUAGAUUCGAUGCACCGGAAGCCGUUGGAGCAUUGCGUAAGAAGCUAUCCAACUUAUCCCAACGUCGGGAUCGCGCCAACAAUACCACGCUCGAUAACUCACCGGGUGCGUCUGUGGCUGUGGCUCCUUUGUCGACUAAGGAUAGUGAACACGAUACGCCUAUCGCUCUUGAACCGUUGAAUGAGCAGGCGCAGCCAAAUUCCGGUGCUCCCUGCGCCAUGCCUCGAGGUGUAACGAAAGAGAAGCCGCGAAGCAUUGGCACGGUAGCUGCCGAGUCCAGGGCGAACAACACAAGACAGGCAGCACCAGUAACGUUAGCACCGGAGCACAUGCUGCAGCGCCGGGCGUCCGGCUCAAUACGCUCUUCCAAGAGGUCAAACGCCUCUUCACGCGUAACAAGGGUGUCGGACAGGUCGACACGAACGGAUAGAAGCAAAGCACCGGGCCCUACCGACCACGCAAGAAAGCGCAGUGGUGAUUAUUACGACCUGGGAGUUGUCUAACACACGCCGUGGGUC
Rhipicephalus sanguineus (brown dog tick) is the source of this 3573-nucleotide messenger RNA. RefSeq lists its product as uncharacterized. The coding region runs from base 139 to 3558 and encodes 1139 amino acids. Lineage: Eukaryota; Metazoa; Arthropoda; Arachnida; Ixodida; Ixodidae. The record is from RefSeq and is a predicted model, not a curated record. The transcript has 13 exons.